AAUAUAGAAAAGAAAAUGGUGGUCGUUUGAUGUAAGUGUAUAGAACUGUUCUUUGUUGUUAAAGUAGAAAUACUGUUUUAAUCGUACGUGAAAUAGUUUAAUCUCCAUUUAGUAAAACUAACUAUAUAAUUUCUAACUCAAUGUAUGUUCAUGAAGUGUCUGUGACUGUUAAAUAUCUAUGGCACAUAAUACAGAAGACUUUUUCGAUGCAUUUAAGAACAAACCUUUGACUAAAGUGGGAAAGUUUAAUUUUAAAAAAGUUGAAAGGAGUGAUAACAAAUCUGCUGCAUCAGAAACCGUGUCGCAUUUUUUCUCGCCUUCCAAGAAAAAUGAAAACGUUACACAUGACCCAUUAGAAGAUGAAUUGGAGGCUAUCUUUAAAGAUACUCCCACCAGGAAUGUAUCUUCCAUAAAAUCCACAACACAUAAUUCCAGCAAGAAUGAAAAAUCUAAUUGCAAAUCUGUUGCUAAUAACUUUAGUAAGCCAAAUCUUAAUUUAAAACGUUUAUCAAAUGUCAGUACCAGUCAGAGAACAAAUUCUGCUACUAACAGUCAGAAGUCUUCCACACAGACUACAAAAUCUGUAAAAAAAAUCUCGAAUUCACAAACUACAAUAUUACAAUUCACAAGCCAAAGUAAAGCUAACACAGUACAAGAGAAAACUGUAACUACAACUUCCACACCUCUCUCUCAGUCAAAAUUUAGUUUUAAACAUGUACGCAGAAAUUCUUCAGAAGAUUUUGAGAAACCAACACAGAAAAUAUGUCAAGAGAAAAUCAAUGUGAAAACAUCGAAGAGUUGCAGAGAUCCAGAAAAAUUUAAUUUCAAGAAAAAACCAGUAAAGAAUACUGUUGCUGCUUUUGAAUCUCUUUUUGGUGAGGAAGUCUCUACAAAAACAGUACAGAAGCUAGAACAAAAAAAUUCUCUUAGCAGUAAAGAAAGCCCAAAGAAAGAAAUAAACAUAGAUAUUAAAUUGCAGAAAAGUAACAGUGAAUUGAAUGUUGCAGCUUUAGAGUCUCUAUUUAGUGAGGAACUCUCUACAAAAACAGUACAGAAGCUAGAACGAAAAGAUUCUCCUAGCAGUAGCAGUAAAGAAAGCCCAAAGAAAGAAAAAAACAAAGAUAUUAAAUUGCAGAAAAGUAACAGUGAAAUGAAUGAUAGUACAAAACCCAAAUUAGAUCAAGAUUUAGAAACUGUUGAUAAAAUUACUGAAAAUGUCAAUAAGUGUAGUUUUAAUAGCCCUAGCUCAUCAACAGAUUCUCCUGUGGUAAGACGGAAAAAAUUCCAAUUUAAAAAAGCUUUAUCUUCUGAUUCUCCUAUAAGUCCUAGUUUAUUAGCCAUGGGCACGAGUAAAAAGUAUAAUAAUAGUAUAAUUUCCGUUAGUUCUGCAGAAUGUUCUCCAGUUAUUCAAAACACCAAGAUUCCAACAGAAAAAAUUGAGAAAACAAAUAAUACUCAUUAUUUUGACGAUGACAAUGAUAUUAUUAGUCAGGCUUUAUGUGCUGCAGAGGGUGAUUACUUGGAUGAUGAAACAUUUGAAAAACUCUUUGGUGGGUCAAGUAAAAAAUCAGAUGAUCCAAUUGAUUUAAGUGCAAUAGAUUGGAAUGAUGAUUUUCCUCAACAUGAGGAAGAUUUUACAGAAACUCCAUCAGUAGCACAUGACAGUUAUAAAGAAGAAGUUUCUGCAAUCAACUGGGAGGAAGAUGAUUUUGGCGAAGAGCCUUUUUCAUCUCAAAUAAGUUUUAAAGAUAGAAAUGACAACCUUUCUGAAUUCGAUAAACGAUAUCACUUCUCAGAUGUUAUGGAGGAAGUUCUGCACCAAAAAUUUGGUCUUCAGACGUUCAGACCGCAACAACGUGAGAUAAUUAAUGCAACCCUUGAGAGACAUGAUUGUUUUGUUCUUAUGCCAACUGGUGGAGGAAAAAGUCUGUGUUACCAGCUGCCUGCUGUACUAAGUGAAGGAGUAUCAAUAAUUAUUUCGCCUCUAAGAGCGUUGAUUGGAGAUCAGGUGGAUAAAAUGAAUGGUCUUGAUAUUGCAGCUGCUCAUCUUUGUCAAGAUGUUGGUAUUGAAGAAACAGGACGAAUUAUGACCAAGUUGCACUGUAGAGAACCACUCAUAAAACUGUUGUAUCUUACGCCAGAAAAAAUAAUGGCUUCUAGACAAGUGAGUGAUAUGUUGAAGGCUUUGUAUCAAAGAGGGAAGUUAGCUAGGUUUGUUAUUGAUGAAGCUCACUGUUUGUCUCAAUGGGGUCAUGAUUUUAGGCCUGACUACAAAGAGUUAUCAUUCCUUAAAGAUGAAUUUAAAAAUGUCCCAAUAAUGUGCCUUACAGCUACUGCUACCAAAAUGGUCGAGACUGAUGUUAUUAACAUUUUAAAGCUAAAAAAUGUUAAGAGAUUCAUUAUGAGUUUUAAUAGACCAAAUAUCAAAUAUCAGGUUAUAGAGAAGAAGAAGAAAUUUGCUAGUGAGGAAAUAGUCAAUUUGAUCAAAAAAAAGUUUUUAAAAAAAUCAGGAAUUAUUUAUUGUUUAGCUAGAAAUGACUGUGAAACUUUAGCAGACACUUUAAAUGCAGCUGGUAUCAAAACAAGACCUUAUCAUGCAGGAAUGAGUGAUAAGAUCCGUGCAGCAAUUCAAAGAGAAUGGAUGCAAGACAGGUUUUUUGUUAUUGUUGCUACAAUUGCAUUCGGAAUGGGCAUUGACAAACCUGAUGUACGGUUUGUAAUACAUAAUUCAAUUCCAAAAUCUGUUGAAGCUUUUUAUCAAGAAUCUGGGAGAGCUGGCAGAGAUGGUGAUUUAUCAUAUUCUUAUCUGUUUUACAGCUACGCUGAUGUCAUAAGAUUACAAAGGAUCAUGGGUAGGGAAAGAAAUUCGAGUGCUAAAGCUCGAGAAGGCCACAAUAACAACCUCAAACAAAUGGUUUCCUUUGCAGAAAAUGUAGUUGAUUGUCGUCGUUAUUUGCAGUUAAUACAUCUCGGAGAAAAUUUUAAUCGCCAACUUUGUAUUAGAAAUAAAGCCACAACAUGUGACAAUUGUGAAAAUUUCGAAUCAUAUAAUAGUGUCGAAGUUACAAAAGAGGCAAAAGAAUUAGGUACCUUAACCAAAGAUCUCUGUGCACGGAGCAAUGUGACAAUGUUACAUGUUGUUGAUGUAUAUAAAGGUUCCAAAUUAAAGAAGAUUUUGCAGAUGGGACACGAUAAGCAUCGACUUUAUGGUGCUGGUUCUUCAUUGAAUAAACCAGACAUACAUAGAAUUUUGAAAAAAUUAGUAUUGGGUAAUGUCCUAGAAGAUAAUGUUACUUGCAAUGGAGAGUUUCCAGUUGUUUACAUAAAAGUUGGAAAGAAGUUUGAUAUGCUCCAUAGUUCAAACUUUAAAAUAACCAUUCCAGUAAAUAAAAAGUCUGUUACAAAAAUAAAUACAGAGGAAAAAAUCGAACCAGUGGAUAUUGAUGAUUCACCUGGGCCUUCAGACAUUCAAGAUUCACCUGCUUUACCCAAAAUCCUUCCUGUAGUUACCAAUCAAACCAAAAACACUGCGUAUGGCAAGUAUAACAAAGUAAAAAUAAACAAACUAAAAGUAGAGUGUCACGAAGCUCUUUUGGAGGAAUGCCGCAAGAUGGCUUUAGAAAGAAAUCUAACUUUGUCAUCGAUUAUGAAUCUUACAGCUAUAAAAACAAUGUCUGAUGUUCUGCCAAAAACCAAAGAAGAAUUCUUAAAAAUCCAGCACGUAACAGCUGCCAAUUAUAAGAAGUGUGGUGAAAACUUUUUAAAGAUAACCAAAAAAUUCAGCGAAGCAGUAGACAAUUUGGUAACAGCUCCGAAAUUAACAGAAACUUCCUUAUCUGUAGAUAAUGAAAAUGACUGGUGUGACUCACAAUCUUCAUCUUCACGAGGAACAAAGAGAAAGUGGACGGGGGGUAAUAAAUGGACUGGAAAAAGAGCGAAAGGUACAUGGAAAAGACGAAAGCCAAGAAGUCCACGGAAGAAGUCAACAGGUUCCAAGAAGGGUUCUUGGGGUAAAGGAAAGGGUGGUAAAAGUGGUGGUGGUAUAGGAUUGAUGCCUGUACAUUUCAAAUGAAAAUAAGUAGACAAUAUAGUUCAAAUAUUUUGACUAUGUAUAUUUAAUUAUCAUAUCAAAAGAUAACAAGUAAAAAAACAACUGUACAAUAUUCACGUCUUGAUUUACUGUCCAAUAUCUACGUUUUGAUCUGCCGAACAAUAUCCAUGUUGAAGCUCAAACUGAUAGAAUUGGGUUUAAUCUGUGUAAACAGGAGUUUUGAAAUAUUGAAAGAGAGAUGAGAGGCUAGAACUUUAUAUCAUUAUGUCACUUUCAAUAUUUUUGAUACACAGUUAUGGUCUGAAUAUGCUGUGCUUAAAUAUCUAAGGUAUUACAAUUACUUUCAAUGAUCUUUUAUUACUUCUCCAGAUAGAUGGAAAUUUCUUUCGACUAAGUAGUGAAUAAAUGUUUUCAUCACUUUUUUAUUAAAAAUCAUUGAAUUGUAUUACCUAUUAAAGUAUUUUUUAAAUCGACAAUUUUGAUAAUAGAUGUGGUGUUACAAAAUGUCUACUUUCUGGUUGUAGUCGUUUUGUGUUACUGUUAAUAAUGAAAUCAUGUUGGUACAUUUAUAUUUGUCUUUUGUUUUUUUGUAAAUAUUUUUAUUUAUUAUUUUGUAUUAUUUAAAAAAUAAACAAUUUUUCC
This is a messenger RNA of Diabrotica balteata, 4693 nucleotides long. NCBI's taxonomy places the organism in Eukaryota, Metazoa, Arthropoda, Insecta, Coleoptera, Chrysomelidae. The record is from the annotation of a GenBank genome assembly.